AUGACAGACGAACCUAGAACAGUCGAGUGCGAUAAGUAUGACAACCUCAGCGAGUACAGCAUACAGGUGAAUCGAUUGAUCCUGGGGACAAUAGGCGCCUGGCCUGAUUCAAAAUCUACCACUCUCGAGAAGAUCAGAUCACGGAUUUUGACUGUCGUUUGCUGGUGCUUUUGGCUGUUCACUAUGAUUCCUGGUGUACUGAACAUCAUCCUGGAGAAAGAGGACAUCUACAUAAAACUGAAGACGCUUGGCCCACUCUGUGACUGGGGUGUCGGAGGAUUCAAUUACGCAAUGCUACUGCUACGCAGAAACGACAUAAACGAUUGCAUAGAACACAUAAGGACCGACUGGAAGAUUAUGACGAGGUCGGACGAUCAACAAAUGAUGCUGAAGAACGCGAAGAUCGGUCGCUACAUUGCCGGUUUCUGCGCCGCUUUUAUGCAAGGCGGUGUUUUCUGCGCCUGCAUCGUAUAUGGAGUGUUCACUCAAACCGUCGAUGUUGGGAACGAGACACUGAUCAUCUACACCUUACCCUGUCCACCGUACAAGCUUCCAGUUCAAACGAAAUCCAUCCACGACAUCGUUCUUUGCACGCAGUUCUUGUCGGCGUUCAUCUCAGUUUCAAGUACCACUGGCGUUUUCAUAGCACGUAUUGAAAGUAUAAUGAGCCCGAUAUGCUUCAUGGAAAUGUUCAAGAGCUUGCUGGGUAUGUGCAUGCCUAGCUAUUACAUCCUUGCGGAAUGGUCAGAAUUUAAUAUUCGGAACUUAACUGUAUAUUCCAUGGUAUUAAUAUCUAUGACUUGCAACAUUUUUUUAAUAUGCUAUAUCGGCGAGGUACUAACUGAAAAGUGUAAGAAAAUUGGAGAUGUGGUUUAUAUGACAGAAUGGUAUCAUCUACCCGACAAGGAUAUCCUUAGCCUCAUUAUGAUCAUUUCACGAUCUGGCGUGGAAGUUAAGAUGACUGCGGGAAAGAUAAUUGACAUGUCGUUAUUCACAUUCGCUACUGUAUGUCUUCAUCAUUUUUUUAAUUCUGAAGAAAGAUUCAAUCGUUCACGGAUAUUCAUAGAGUCACUUGUAAUUUCAGAUAGAAACACGAUGGCAGACGAUCUGAGGACCAUCGAGAAGAAAUUUGAUAACCUCAGCGAGUACAGUAUACAGGUGAACCAAUGGAUCUUGAAGCCAAUAGGCGCCUGGCCUAUUACAAAUUCUACCACCACUGUUGAGAAAAUCACGUCACAGAUAUUAACUGUCGUUUGUUGGUGCUUUUCGCUGUUCACUAUCGUUCCUGGCGUUUUGAACAUCAUGCUGGAGAAAGAAGACAUCUACCUGAAACUAAAGACACUUGGUCCUCUCAGUCACUGGUGUGUUGGAGGAUUCAAUUACGCUGUAUUGUUGCUACGUAAAGACGACAUACAUUACUGUAUAGAGCAUAUAAGAACCGACUGGAAGAUGAUCACGAGAUCGGAGGAUCGACAAGUGAUGCUGAAGAACGCGAAGCUCGGUCGCUACGUAGCCGGUUUCUGCGCGGCUUUUAUGCAAGGCGGUGUUUUAUGCACGUGUCUUGUAUUAGGAGCAUUCAAACGAACCAUCGAAAACGGAAACGAGACCAUCACCGUGUACACUUUGCCCUGUCCAGCGUAUAAAUUUCCAGUUCAGACGAAUCCGACGCACGACAUCAUUCUUAGCACGCAAUUCUUGUCAGCGUUUAUCGCGAGUUCAAGUGCAGCUGGGGCAUUCAGUCUUGCAACAGUUUUCGCGAGCCACGCUCUUGGCCAGUUGAACAUAAUGAUAGCGUGGAUCAACGAGUUCGUAAACCGACAGUCGGGAGAUGAAAACAAUAACACAUGUGUUAAUAAAAUAGGUAUAAUCGUUGAACAUCAUUUGAGAGUACUGAGUUUCAUAGCACGUAUUGAACGUAUAAUGAGCCCGAUAUGCUUCAUGGAAAUGUUUAAAUGUAUGCUGGGUAUGUGCAUGCCUAGCUAUUACAUCCUUGCGGAAUGGUCUGAACAUAAUAUCCAGAACUUAACUGCAUAUGUCAUGAUUAUAAUAUCUAUGACUUGCAACAUUUUUUUAGUCUGUUAUAUCGGUGAAGUAUUAUCGGAAAAGUGUAAAAGAAUUGGAGACAUGGUUUAUAUGACAAACUGGUAUCAUCUGCCUGACAAAGAUAUUCUAAGCUUGAUUAUGAUCAUUUCACGGUCCAGCGUGGAGAUAAAGAUGACUGCCGGAAAGAUAAUUGACAUGUCAGUGUUCACAUUCGCCAAUGUAUGUCCCUAUAAUUCUCCGAAUUCUGAUAAAAUGUUUCAUUCGAAAAAAUAUUCACUUGUACCGUUUUUAAUUUCAGACAGUAAAAACUGUUUUUGCAUAUUUAAAUAUGCUCCGUCAGACGACGAUGAUGUAA
Messenger RNA from Heterotrigona itama, 2398 nucleotides. NCBI's taxonomy places the organism in Eukaryota, Metazoa, Arthropoda, Insecta, Hymenoptera, Apidae. The record is from the annotation of a GenBank genome assembly.